CUGAUAUAUUAAUCAAUAUGAAAUUCCGAAGUGAAGAUUUUUAUAAAGCUUAUUUAUUAUUAUUAUUAUUAUUUUUGGGUAAUAUAUAAAGGUUAUGGUUCUUCUUGUUUAUGUUAUCUUAUAUUAUUUAUUAAUUUUAGGUAAGGCUGGGAGGGUGUAAAGUGGGCAAACUGAACUGGUCCUCGUUAAGUGGAUAAAUAUUGUGAAAGCAUGACAUUUGAGGUCUGGGCUGGGCUAACCUAGGGGGUCCAAUUCACUCCAGCCCAACUUUUCUUUUGAAAAUAAAAAAAUAAAAAGAGAAAUGCAAAGAAGUCGUCGUCUUAGACUGAUUACUAAUUAGGGUUUUUGAGGGAAAGAGAGAGAGGGAUGGCGAAGUUCAAUGCGGUGCAGAAGAAGAAGAGGGCACAAGUAGCAGAGAGGAAGAGAGCGACAAAAGGUGAUCCACAUACUAGGAAGCUCAAGACCAAGCCCCAACAACAAUCUCUGUCUGUCUCUGGCAAGCGCAAGCGCAAGCUCUUAAAAAAAUGGCGCCGAGAGCAUAAAGAAGCCGUGCAAAAAGGCCUCCUGACUAUACAAGAUGUUGAAAUGGCUGUUGCUGAUGGGGAAUCUCAAGAUGCUCCCAAAACUUCAGCCAAAUUUUCUGUGAAGAAAAGUCUGAAGCUUAGACAAUUAAAGCGCAAAGGAGGUAAGAACAAAAGAAAAUCAUCUAGUAACCAGCCAGCUGCUGAAGUUUCUGUAGAUGCUAUGGUAGAAUAGAUGAUAGGCAAACGCGGGAAGGUUCCUUCAUCUAUGUACUGAUGUUUCGAGUGCUCAAAAAGUUAUCAGUUACUGUUUCGAAGUGCAUUAUUCUUUUUUGUAUUCUUAUUUAUUUCAUUAUUGAAAAAGUAAAAGAAACAUUAUUGUAAUCCUGACUCCAAAGGUCAACAGGAAAAGUAGAUGCUCCUUCAAAAGCUUUGUUA
Ziziphus jujuba (common jujube) is the source of this 959-nucleotide messenger RNA. RefSeq lists its product as uncharacterized. NCBI's taxonomy places the organism in Eukaryota, Viridiplantae, Streptophyta, Magnoliopsida, Rosales, Rhamnaceae. The transcript has 4 exons. The record is from RefSeq and is a predicted model, not a curated record. Bases 367 to 756 code for a protein of 129 amino acids.